Peronospora matthiolae is the source of this 1461-nucleotide messenger RNA. The record is from the annotation of a GenBank genome assembly. NCBI's taxonomy places the organism in Eukaryota, Oomycota, Peronosporomycetes, Peronosporales, Peronosporaceae.
AUGGCGUGGAGACCAUCGCCGCCGUCUACUGCUGCUGCUGCUGGUCCAGACGCACGCGCCCCCAUGACUGCACACAACGUGCUCUUUCUCAUCUGUUUCGGCAUGUUCCUCAUGGCUACACUUUUGCCCGUGCUCAUGGAUUCACUUUACCGACUCCUUAUCCUGGUCAGUGCCGUGCUCGCAAUUGCAGCCGCAACGAAUCCGUCGGACCAUUCAUUUGCUCUCUGGAUCCACCAGCAGAACGAGCCCCGGGACUUGAUUCCAGAGGCGUCGGCUGUUGGCGUCUCCAAGUGGUUCUCAGCAGUGUAUAACACUGCAAAAGCUCUGGUCCGCAACGAACCGUUGACGUGGCGCUUUUACAAUGCGCUCGUCUUUAGUGUCGUCCACGUACCAUCAAGAGAGCGCUGGGCUUUUGGUCUCUUUGGAACGUGGCGCUGGGCUGAUGAAGCUGGUGCUUAUAUCACGGCUUUGUGCAGUUCACCCUGGGUCGUGAAGAUCGCGAGAGGUGGGACCAUGUCGAGUAUUGAAGAGUACGUGGUACGUGGUUCUGGCGUUCGUUUAGGUUCGAGUGCAGGGAGGAGGGACAAGGAUUUAUUAAGACGAAGAAAAGCGGAAGCGUCAAGUGGAUGUCCGACUAGUUUUGUGAACGAUGACGUAGCGACGACGUCGCAUCAACAGAUUCGAGCUGAAGCGAUGCACAUGAAAAUUAAAAAGGAUUGGAAAAAUGCUGCGGUGUUUUUCCUGGAGGCGGCAAAGGUUGCAGGAGCUUUGCUGAUUAGGGCGAACUAUGAGUUGGAAGCAGCGUGGUGUACGUUGGAGGAAGCAGCGACGUACCCGAACGACCAAAGUGACUUGGUGUGUAAGAUUAGAAGGUUGUGUGACGAGUUGGCUUCGGCUGGGUACUUUGAUGAAGCAGCGCGCGGAUUGUCUGAGUUGGCUCUGAGAUUGAAACGAAAGUUUCCUGCGGAUUGCAAAACGACUGAGCUUGCCAAGCAAGUGGCUGCAUUGUAUGUGCAAGCUAAGAAUGUCGCUGAAGCUGGUGGUAGCGUGCACAACGCUGCUGAAAAUGGUUUAUGGGCAGCACAGGUAUAUGCUGAUGCGAGUCUGUGGUCGUUUGCCGAGGAGUGUUUUGAGGCAGUUGGUGACAUUCGACGUGAAAAUGAGCAGUACGAACUUGCCAAUGAAGCGUACGGCAAUGCCGUUCUCUGUCGCAUUGGCCAGCUUGACAUGACUGGUGCGGAGAGUAUGCUUAAUCGAUUCACCGCGUUUAUGAACGACGCACUCCGGUCAACUGAUAUGGACUCCUUUCUAUCGAGCGUACUGAAAGCUUAUAACAAAUGGUCACAACACAUUCUUGAGGCAGCAGUAGAGCGCUACGGCUCGUCGCACCGACUGGCACCGUGGCAGCGUAAAUGUCUUGCCAAUUUGCAGGAAAAACUGGACAAUGCCGACUUGCGGUAA